UCCACAUCUCGCCAACUAGCUAAACCGGAAAGUGGAAUCUGAGUAAAAAAAUAUAGAUUUUCUACCAAUACUCGCCAUUAAUGGUUAACAAAUAAUCUAUUUUCGAACCAGGAUGGACGCUGACGGAUUACCCCUUGUAGGGCCAGGAGUAGAUUUGACGAAGGUUGGUGCUAUACACUCCAAGCGAAUGCUCGCCUUUUUAAACCACUUCAUCAUACACACAACCAGAUUUCUCAACAAGUUCUCCUGCGUUUGUGAAACGAAACUGUCGGAGAUCACAACUCGUAUUCAAAGGCUUGAAACCACAGUCAACAUAUUGGAAGCAAAGCUUGCAUCUAUACCUGGCUUAGAGAAUGUCACUGUGGAGCCUACCCCGCCCCCAGCUGCACCUGAACCAUCUAACCUCCCCGCCCUACCGUCUUCAGAGCCUGCCGAUGGAUCAAGCAUCCCAGCCAUUGAAGCCACUCCUGAAGCAGCUCCGGCUACUAUGACAGUAUCUCAAGAUCCAAGAUAUAUUAAAUAUUUCAAAAUGAUUAAUAUGGGUGUCCCAGUGGAUGCUCUCAAGCAAAGACUUCUCAUGGACGGUUUAGAUCCAGCUUAUCUAGACACACCGAAUGCUCCUGCUCCGCCCGUCAACCAAGAAUCCGACUCCGAUGAUUUCAGCAGUCAAGAUAAUAGCUCAGAUGAUGACUUCAGUGAUUAGAUAGAGGGCGCUAUACAGGAUAUAUGAAGAACUUAACCCGUUGCCGACUGGAAUCGGAUGAUCCCUGUACAAAUGGGAAUGACCAAAUUCAGUAUUCAACGGGUUAACAGGGAGAUGGAGGCAGAAGAGUCGAUAUUGAUGAGUAGGGGAUUUAUUGUUUACAGAUGGGAUUAACAUUACUAUAGUCCUCAGCUCAACUUAAAGGAAACCAAAAACCAAGAAGAGAAGCAAUCUUAUUGGAAAGAGUAAAAUGAGAGGAACAUUAA
Messenger RNA from Lytechinus variegatus (green sea urchin), 969 nucleotides. RefSeq names its product WASH complex subunit 3-like. The record is from RefSeq and is a predicted model, not a curated record. The coding region runs from base 113 to 703 and encodes 196 amino acids. Gene Ontology annotation, cellular component: WASH complex. Gene Ontology annotation, biological process: actin filament polymerization; exocytosis. The transcript is spliced from 8 exons. NCBI's taxonomy places the organism in Eukaryota, Metazoa, Echinodermata, Echinoidea, Temnopleuroida, Toxopneustidae.